Molecule: messenger RNA, 3969 nt
Organism: Cotesia congregata
Lineage: Eukaryota; Metazoa; Arthropoda; Insecta; Hymenoptera; Braconidae
Source: the annotation of a GenBank genome assembly
AUGAUUACAGAACAGACUUGGACCAUGAUGCUGGAACCCGACGUACCAGGCAUCGACGAGUAUGUAAAGUUGGGUAUUUCUCCGAGGAAACAGUUAUGGAUCAAAGCGGUGAAGAAGCUCACGUCCGAACGGCUCGGAAGAGAAGGUCUUGCUGCCUGGGGCGUCGGUCCGCCACCGCUCGAGGAAGAAGAAGAUGAACAACAACAAGAUGAAGCUAAGGCUUGCGACAAGGAAGAAGUCACCCUCGUUGUUGCGCCGCCCGAAGCUGCUGUUCUUCAAGAUGAACCUGAAAAACCAGAAGAACCUCCUUGCCAACAAAAUGUAUUUAAGCGUGGGCGUAUGUACAAAGGAAUAUUUUGCCCGUCGUUAACAAACGCAUUCCAUAGUCCGAGUUUAGAGAAAUCAUAUUUCCAGUACUCAUGCCGGCAACGUCAGAAAUCGCUGAUGAUGCUAAACGUUGUCGAUCUUGGUCUCAAGAUUGCUAUAAUUUCUAUGUGGCUAUGGAGGAGAAAUGAACGCAGCAGCAGCUUAAUUCAGACAUUGUCUUGGGUAUCAUGCUGCAUGCUUGCUAAUAUUGUUGUGUGCGUAGUAGGACUGUGGCGGUGGUUCUCGCCCAAUUAUCUUUACUGGGCAUCUAUAUGCACUUGGCUGCUUAUAAAUAUCCAAGGAUUUAUAGCAGCUGGAUUAAAUUUUUCAUCUCAGCAGCGCAUAAUGUGGUACAUACUGUUCGUUGUUUACGCGCCGUAUGCAAUGCUCCCGCUGCCGCUGAGAUGGUGCGUGCUUGCUGGUUCUGGUACCGCACUCAGCCACAUGACCAUGAUAAUUACCACGCUUUUUUACAAUUCUAAUUACCUAAAAGACGUUGUCUGUGUAAUUAGAAUGCUGACGACAAACACCCUGCUGUACUUUGCAGUCAACCUCGCGGGGAUGUACACCAAGUACCUGACGGACCGCGGACAGCGGCAAGCCUUCCUGGAGACUCACAGGUCGAUGGAGACCCGCCAGAGAACCCAAAAUGAAAAUAACAGACAGGAAAAGCUGUUGCUUUCAGUUCUUCCAGAUUUUGUAGCUAAAGAAAUGAUAAGAGAUAUUGCUCGCGAGACAGCAAGUGGUGGAACAUUUUCAUUCACACCAAAUCAAUUUCACAGGAUAUAUCUUCACCGUUAUGAAAAUGUCAGCAUUUUAUUUGCUGAUAUUAAAGGAUUUACUGCACUGGCAAGUCAGUGCAGCGCUCAAGAGUUGGUCAAGGUUCUCAACGAUUUGUUUGCCCGGUUCGACAGACUUUCUGCCGAAAAUCAUUGCCUGAGGAUUAAAUUGCUUGGAGAUUGUUAUUACUGCAUAUCAGGACUUCCUGUUGCGAGAAGCGACCAUGCUCACUGUUGCGUUGAAAUGGGUCUUCACAUGAUUAAAGCUAUUCGGGACAUACGGUACACCACCAAGACGGAUUUAAAUAUGAGAAUUGGUAUUCAUAGCGGGUCAGUAUUGUGUGGAGUCCUUGGUUUGAGGAAAUGGCAGUUCGAUGUAUGGAGUUAUGAUGUCACUUUGGCAAACCAUUUAGAAAGUGGUGGAAUACCUGGAAGAGUACAUAUAUCAGCAGAAACAUUGAAAUGUCUAAACGACGUGUACGAAGUAGAACCAGGGAACGGAGUGGACCGUGAUAAUUAUUUAAAAGACCGGCAAGUAGUAACUUACCUAAUAAAACAAACAGAGCCACUGCGUUCAAAAAGAAGACAGUCAUCGCGCCCGAAGAUAUGGACCGAGGACGAAACUGGCGGCAGAUCCAAGAAGAGUUUCAAGAUAGCAAACGCAUUGCUGUCAAACAACCACAGCAGCAGCAAAGACAACAUGACAAAUUGCAAAGACGAAGAUGACAUUGGAGUCGAUUGGACCCCGGAGAUUCCCUUCGAGAACUUGAACAGCGCAAAUUCAAUGAGCAACUUGGAAGCGGAGUACCUUGAAGACGAGGAAGACGAGUCGGGAGUAGCCGGAGGUGAGAAAAAGCCCGGCGGAGCUGCAGGUGGGUUCGAAACCGCCAGCAACAAGCGUAUGAGACUGGCCAACAUAAACGCUUGGACGCUGCGUUACAACGACGAGAGUCUGGAAACAAAGUUCGGGCAAUUAAGAGAAGACAUGUUCAAGUCUAACAUGAUUUGCUGCUUCGUAAUCUGGCUGUUUAUCGCAAUAUGCCAGGCGAUCAUCGUACCAGACUGUAUAAUUCUCCUAGCGUCUCUUUUUUUCACCACCGCGGUGCUGAUUGUCUGCUCGAUUCUGGUGAUGGCUGAAGAGUUCAAGACUCUUCCUGCAGUUCUGCAGAAUGCCUCGUCAACUUUGACGCACAAUAAACUUCACCGUACUAUCUUCAUCUGCAUUUUAAUCAGUCUGAUGGCUUUCACCUCGCUCAUUGGAGUCCUAGGAUGUCCUGUGACUACUUUUAACCCUUCGGAGUCGCUUCCCGUUAUGGAUAAGCUUAUUGAUAAAAAUAAUUAUGAUAAGUUUAAUGACAGCAAUAGCAAUAGUGUUUUAAAAAGUAAAAGUAUUCCUGGACUUGAUAAAUUUAUAUUUAAUUUUUUAAAAGUCGCUUUUGAUGACAAGAAUGAAGAAUACUUAACAGAUUUGUCGAGGAAUAAUAAAAUCAAAGGGUCUAAUGUUAAUGAUAAUAAUUAUUUUAAUGAUGAAAAAAUAAAAUCAAAUCACAGACACACUGUCUUAAAGAGACACGGAAGAAAGUUUCAAGCGUUCAAGCAGGAUUUGAAUAAUUAUAAAUAUAAAACAAGAAGAAUAUUGAGUGUUAAUGGUAAUGAUAAUCUUAACUGGACAGAGUCAUCAAUAUUUAAGUUAGACAAAACAUGCUUUCGCUCUGAGUACAUUGUAUUUACUUGGAUUCUUUGUUUAAUGGCCUUAGCUUCAGCUCUCAAAUUGUACUACCUUGUUAAGACCGUUCUGGCGUCUAUUAUUGUCUUCAUGUAUGCCGGAUUAAUUCUUGUUGGUUAUCAGGAGUUGUUUUUGAUGACUGAUGAUGAUCCUAAUGAAACUGCUAUGCCGCUGUCAGCACAAAUGUUAAUCUUUUUAAUAGUCUUCCUUGUUGUGGUAACUUACCAUGGGAGACAAGUAGAAGUGACUUCUAGGUUAGAUUUCCUGUGGAAACAACAAGCUGAACGAGAACUAGGUGACAUGAUGGAGUCUAAGCAUAAUAAUAUGCAAUUGUUGAAGAAUAUUCUUCCUGAUCAUGUCGCUAAUCAUUUUUUGACAGCUGAACAUCCACCUGAGGAACUAUACUCUCAAUCCCGCGACAAAGUAGGAGUGAUGUUCGCGAGCGUGCCAAACUUCACCGAAUUUUACUCCGAAGACGUGAACAAAGGAAUGGAGUGCAUCAGACUGCUGAAUGAAAUAAUAGCAGACUUCGACGAGCUGCUGGACGAGCCGCCCUUCCACUGUAUCGAGAAGAUAAAAACAGUCGGCGCGACCUACAUGGCAGCUUCUGGACUGAAUCCCAGCACCCUGGACCCGACCAAGGACGACAUGGACCACCUGUGCAAGCUGGUGGACUACGCCGUGGCGAUGCGCCUCCGCCUGGAAGACGUCAACGUGCACUCGUUCAACAACUUUGACCUGCGAGUCGGGAUCAGCUUCGGGCCGCUUGUUGGCGGCGUGAUCGGGGCAAGAAAACCCGUCUACGACAUCUGGGGCAACACCGUGAACGAGGCCUCGCGCAUGGACUCCACCGGAGUGAUGGGGAAGAUCCAGGUUCCUCGGGACAGCGCCAAGAUCCUCGAAGCUCGCGGCUACCACACGCAGAAACGCGGGAUGAUUGAGGUCAAGGGCAAAGGCACCAUGGAAACUUAUUUCGUCCUCGGCAAGGACACUCAGCAAUCUGGAAUCAGCUCCAGGAACAGAAGCAUGUGCAGGAGUCUUGCUGCUGUUGUUUAUGGUGUUGUUCAAGCCCGUAGAAAGCAAAUGACCAUUAGCUGA